ACCCGUUGCGGCGCAAUGGUCCGAUGGCGGCGUGCCUCGCCUACGUGUUUUCCUUCGGCGCCGCGGCCCGGUACGCCGGCGGGUCGAUCGGCCUCAGCGUCGCUGGGCUGGCCAGCGCGGGCCUCGUGCCCUUCCUGCAGUGGCGAAUGCGUGUGGCCAUGCGUCGCUGCGUCGCGCUGAUGGAGGUGGCGCUGCGGCGCGAAAAGCCGGAUGUGAUCGUGGGCUCGUCGUGGGGCGGCGCCGUCGCCCUCAAGUGCAUCGAGCAGGGCUACUGGGCGGGACCGGCGGUCCUCCUCGCCCCGGCCAUCAGCGCGCGCGGAGUGUGGAACCUGGCGUGGCCGUCCUUCGAGCCGGAGCUGCCGGCGGCCGCGGCGGCGCGCGUGCUGGUGGUACAGGGGGACCGCGACGACACCGUCCCCUUUGAGCGGGUGGUCGACCUCUGCAGGAGGAAGGGCCUCCGUCUCGAGGUGGUGGAAGGAGGGGAUCACCGCCUCGUCGGCGCCAUGCUCGGCCCGACCGAGCGGCUGGCGCAGCUCGUGCGCGAUGAGUACCAGUCGAGCGCUCCCUCUCCGUCCAUCUCUUGAGUCGCCGUCCCGCGCAAACGGCUCACGGGCCCCAGACUCCGCGGCACGUUCUCGUCACGUUGUGACUUGUGCCGUCGCCCGGCUCUCUCACGCCGACACACACGCGUAUAAUUAUGUAUAUAAGUAGAG
Messenger RNA from Emiliania huxleyi CCMP1516, 713 nucleotides. RefSeq lists its product as hypothetical. The coding region runs from base 24 to 584 and encodes 186 amino acids. NCBI's taxonomy places the organism in Eukaryota, Haptophyta, Isochrysidales, Noelaerhabdaceae. The transcript has a single exon. The record is from RefSeq and is a predicted model, not a curated record.